Molecule: messenger RNA, 1620 nt
Organism: Oreochromis aureus
Lineage: Eukaryota; Metazoa; Chordata; Actinopteri; Cichliformes; Cichlidae
Product: protein rapunzel-like
Exons: 3
Coding region: 91-1275 (394 amino acids)
Source: RefSeq, a predicted model, not a curated record
AUUUUCUCAAACUUGAAGGGGGGGAAUCGUGUCUGCAGCUGUUGGAGCUUAUCAGCCGCGAAGGAGCAGUAGAAGCAUUUCAUUCAGAACAUGACUAAUCCACUGGAGAAGGUUGUGGCCCAGAAGAAGGAGGCCAUUGAGGCAGUGAUGGAUAUGUUUCAGAGGGGGGCCGAGGUGCUGGCCAGUGCUGUGGGUGAGCUCUUUCCUCUUUGCGAGGCUGCUGCUCCUGUCCUGCGUCUGGCCUUAGAUAAUGUUCAGAGCAAAGAGGUCUUCUAUGUCAAAGAACAGUUCCUGACAGUGAAGAACAAGCUUGAUGUGCUCUCGAGUCAGCUGGAAGACAUAGACUGCGAGCUCAAAAAGGGAAGACUGGACUCCCAGUACUUCUCUGGUGAGGAGAACAUUCGGAACCAGUUUAGGAAGUAUAUGGAUAUACUGGAAGCAAAAGAGCAGUUCAGGGAGGUGAAGAAGAGACUUUUUUUGGAGCACUUUGCCAAAACUGGAGGAGAGAAGAACCUGCUUGUGCUCUGUGAUGCUCUCAAGGGGACUAACUGCUUUGGAGAGCCCAUUUUAGAUGUAGUAGAAAGGUAUGUGGCACGGAACCGCCGCCUUCUGGAAGAUUUCUGUGUUCGGAUGAAGGAGCUUCUCUGCUUGGGUCUGAUUGCUCUUCUGGGUCACUGUGCCUUAACACAGGGCCAAGAAGAAGAGCAGGACAAAAUCCAAGAGUGGAGCAGCAAAAUUGAAGAAGUUGAGUCCAGGAUGAAGUCAGCCAUUGAGUCUUGCAUUGCUGCUUUUCCAGAACAAGCAAAAUUAGACACCGAACGCCUCCUAAAGGAAAACCAUGAAGAGAAUCUUCAGGAUUCAACUCAGCAGCUUUUAGAGUUCUUGGUGAAAAAGUACGACUGGGUCAGCUGGUCAGUGCGGCUCAUCAACCAUUCAGGCAGCACCUAUCGAAACUGGCGAGCAGGGGAGCAUUUUCAUCAUGUGGCAGGGCAGAACUGGUUCGAAGUGCUCCAGGUGAACAACAUCAACCUGGUGGUGUCCUACAGCACCAAACCGCAGCCUGUGCCCUGCGACUGUAUCAGGCAGGUGAUGGAGGGUCAGGGGAAGAAGGGAAAUGCCCCAGCUGUGGUGGAGGUGUUGGAGAAGCAGCUGUGCGGGUUUGUUGUUCAUGCAGUCAGUCGUCACAAGGAGUCCGCGGCUGCGUGGAGCUUUCCUGAAGACUGUCAUUACUGGGAGAGGCACAAGAAUGUGGCUGUGUGUGUGCACUCAGAGUAAAGCUGCUAGAUAAUCCAGGUUUUAAGAUUUUAAGGCAGUUUAUCCAAAUGAAGACAUUUAACAUUUUUGUUGCUAAAAGGAAAAUUGAUGAUACACUGCAUUGAUCAUCAGAUAAUUUAUAUUAACACCAAUCACACAAAUGAAGCAUUUUCAGGUAUUAAGCCCAGACCUAAUGCAUUAAUAGUGGGGGGAGAUUUAUUCAUAUUCUUGCUGAUUAUUUCCAGUCGAUCUACAGAUUAAAAAAUACAUUAAAGGGGUGAAGAGAUAAAAAAAAUUAAAUUGAAAAUAUUACAAAGCACUUGUUUGCAAAUAAUUACGUUGCUUCUAUGCAAACUGAGAUGCACC